AUGAUCACCCGACAAGUUCGUGACGUCAUUGAGGAGGAGGGGGGAACGGCUUUCCCAGAACCACCGACACUUACACAGCCGCCUCUACAAGGUGUAAGUCCCACACUUCGCAAAAGGCAACCAUCCUAUAUAGCGCUGCGCGGAACCAUCUUGGCCCUCGUCGGACUUGGUGUAGUCUUGCUCAUUGUUUUAUGUGCUCGCCAAAUCGGCUCGCGUCGCCUUGCAGACAGACACACUUGGCGGCAGCUUGCCGAAUCUUCUUCAGGAGGAAGUCCCUCUGGAGACGGCGAAAAGGGAGACAGUGAACAAUGCGAAGCGGCAGCUGCAGGGGGAGUUCGGGAGACGCCAGCUGCUGCUGCAGCUGGAGAGGCGGCAGGCGCCUCGCCCGUUCCAGCUGAAGCCCCAGCGAGUGAAGGGCCCUCCUCAGAGGCAGCGCAGGCCACUGAGACGGCAGCCCCAGAGGCCCCUCCAGAGCCAUCUUCUAAGCCAGAGGAGGGCCCUGAAACUUCUGAACCUGCAGUUUUCAAGGCGCCACAAACGUCGCCUCCUAGGAAGCGAAAGGCGAAGACAAAGCAUUUGGAGCCGCAAACACCUGAGCCAACAUACGAGCCUUGGCGUGAAUGGAUGACUGGGGAGCCGCCUGUUGCUCCGCCUCAAGUCCAGCCCGUAAUGGGAGACUCUCCCCUUGUUCGCCUCUUGACAAGACGGGACCCCGUGAUAAAAUCAGCACCUCCAGGACAGAGGCCUUCUCCGGACUCGCCCGCAGAAGAGCCACGGGGACCUGCAGCGCCAGCGUCGGCUUUCCCUGGAGAGGACUCGGCAAAGCCUCAGCCGAGUCUUCCUACUCCCCAGGCAGCUGCUGGGGCUGCUGCAGAUGCUGCAGGAUCGGAGCCCGGGCCUCCCCAGGCGCCUUCUCUGCCCCCAACUCCUCCGUCGCCGGGGUCCGAAGACGAUCGGCCUCAAAAAAGAAAAGCAAAAACAAGACACUUAGAGCCGGAGCUCGUUAAACGGCAGCGCAAAGAUGCGCCAGCACCUGAACCAGAAGGUCAGCCGCCUGGUGCUGAAUUUCCUCACCUUUGGCAGGAGCAGCAAAGUAUUCUUCUGCAGCUCUUGACUAGGCCACGCCAGCCCGGCGCCCUGAGCACUAUACCAGAAGAGAGGCCCCUAGCAGAUUUCCCCCGGUCUCUCACUGGCACGUUGGAUCUUCUUGGGUCAGCUCUAUCCUUCUUGCCCACUCAAAGGCCAGUGCUGAACUUUCCGACGCCCCGGACAGCCGAUGAAAAUGCACUGGAAGGCCAAUUGUUCAAGUUGGAGGGUCUUAAGGAGGCGCUGGCCGAAGCACUGGAGGAAGCUGAAGAACUUGAAGUUGUAGGCGACGUGGAGUCCGCACUUUCGCUGUCCUGGUUUCUGGAGAAGCUAACGGCUAGACUGGAAGAUGAAAUGCAGACUGCUGGGCUGCUUCUUACAGAGGGCACUUUGCGCCUGAUGCAUGAAAAAGCAGCAUUAGUUUGGCAAUACAUGGAUUCGCUCAGAGUUGAUCUUUCAGAUGCACGUGGUUUCAUUGAUCGCUCUGCUAGAAGUGCCGAGAAAAGGCCACAUGUGGAGCCGCCACCCCUCCCAACCCCUCAAAAAGAGGUCGACGUUGGCAAGCGAGUGCUUGUCUUGAAGUUGGCGUUGAUGAGGGUGGGAAUGGCCCUGAGGGAUUACGGGUCUUCGCCUACCCCUCGUGCAAGAAAGACGCUUAGGCGGGUUAUGGAUAUGGCGAGGACUUUGCUUUCUACGACGCAUGAGUUUGUGGGCAACCUGACACAAAGAAUACAAAGGUCUGCUGCCCAGUGGAUUCUCAACUAUGCUGAGGUUUUGCAGAGUUUAGCGGCAAGCGCUGAAGAAUUGCUCGACAAGGGCCCCGAUCCAAAGGAUCCCCAACGUUUGUAA
Molecule: messenger RNA, 1935 nt
Organism: Eimeria tenella
Lineage: Eukaryota; Apicomplexa; Conoidasida; Eucoccidiorida; Eimeriidae
Exons: 1
Coding region: 1-1935 (644 amino acids)
Source: RefSeq, a predicted model, not a curated record